Molecule: messenger RNA, 4330 nt
Organism: Oreochromis niloticus (Nile tilapia)
Lineage: Eukaryota; Metazoa; Chordata; Actinopteri; Cichliformes; Cichlidae
Gene: grm2a
Product: glutamate receptor, metabotropic 2a
Exons: 6
Coding region: 1263-3944 (893 amino acids)
Biological process (GO): G protein-coupled receptor signaling pathway
Cellular component (GO): membrane
Molecular function (GO): G protein-coupled receptor activity
Source: RefSeq, a predicted model, not a curated record
AUCCCCUCUCCAAGCGCACGUCCCUUGAAACGCAUCGGCGUGCCAUCUGGGACUGACCUCACACUCAUCUCGCGCCGUGUCACAACUUGUUUGCCGAUCCCAAAUAAAAAUUACCACAUCUGGAGAUAAUCAGUCUCCAAAGAAUGGCUGUUUAACAUGCCCCCCCCGCCGCCGCUCAUUUGAACUAAACAGCGGGCGAUUCUUUAAAGCUUCUCUCCACUGACAUCCACAGUCCGUCAGUUCGCGUCUGCAGGAAGCCACGCAGUCGGUUCUAUUAGGCUCUAAAUGACAUAAUUUGGCACAGAGUUGCGACGAGGCAGACUGCUAUAUCCAGGACUGCUCCUGCGUGGAGCAACUGCUUCUUUGUUCAAGUGCGAAAACCUUCUGAGAGUUCUCCCAGGUUGCUGUGGUCAUAUCCGCGGCGAGCGCGUUCAUCAGCUGAUGUAAAAAACCCCCCAACAUAUACAUAUACAUAUAUGUCUUGUUGCCAGGAAGGGGGGAUUUUGCCAGUUGAGUAACAGGUAGAAUUUAAACUUUGUGUCGGUUCUCUUGGGCGCCAAGUCGAUAAACUGGCAUCCCACCAGGAUAAACAACACCUUUAAUGCACGCCGUCUUAUUAAUCUCUCUCACACUUGACGCUCAAACAGAGAGAGAACCCCUCUCUCGCUCAGAGCAGUGAUGUGGGCUUCACUUGCAUUUAUUUCAAGCGCGUUUAGGAGCUGUGACUUUUGAACCGCUGUUUGCAGGAAUCGCUCCUCCAGGAAUCCGGCGACUCUUUGUGCGGUUUGUGUGUGUAUGUGUGCGUGUGUGUGUGGCGUUAUUAUUAUUAUUUUCAGCACCACGGACAGCUGCCUGGCACGCGGCUCAAACUUCAGCCAGCUACGCUCACCUCCUUCAUCCACCCUGCUCCCCAGCUCCUCUGUAGUUCACAGACACACUUGCUUUAGGCUUUAAAAAGAAAAGCUCCAACAGUGGCGCGAAGGAUAUGCGUUUAGUCUGCACCGAGGAUCCACUGCACGGUAGCGCUGGAAACUGAGGAACCGUUGGCAGGCUGUAAUCUACAAACACUCUGAAGAAGAGAAGGACGCGGAGGAUGGCAAUGAUGCUGUAAAUGGCCUCUGUCAGAAUAAAAACAGUGGAGCUUUGAGAUCUGGUGGGGCUGCUGCUGCACCUUCUUUUCUUCAGUGCCGCCGUAUUCCAAAGCCGACCGGACGCUGACCAGAAACCGCAGGCGGGACGGUGACUUUGUUUUGCCCAGGGAUAUGUCAUUGGGGAAAGCCCCUGUGUUGGGGGUGCGCCCUGUGCCCCGACCCCUCUGGCUGUCCCACCUCAGCCUGCUGUGCUUAUGUGUGUCUCUCUUUGCCCAGGCUCCCCAGGGUUUGCCUGUGGUGGGUUACAACACUGACACCAAGAAAGAGAUCACACUGGAGGGAGAUUUGAUGAUCGGUGGCCUGUUCCCUGUGCACCAGAAGGGCGAGGGUGCAGAGGACUGUGGAAAGAUCAAUGCACAGAGAGGGAUCCAGAGACUGGAAGCCAUGCUCCUGGCAUUAGAUGAAAUCAACAAGGAUGAACACAUCCUUCCUGGGCUCAGACUGGGAGCUCAUAUACUGGACACAUGCUCUAAGGACACCUAUGCUCUGGAGCAAUCCCUAGAGUUUGUCAGGGCCUCCCUCACCAAAGUGGAUGACAGUGAGUACACGUGCCCUGAUGGCUCCUACGCCAUCCAUGAUGAUGUCCCUCUGGCUAUCUCCGGGGUCAUAGGAGGGUCCUACAGCGAUGUCUCCAUUCAGGUUGCCAACCUGCUGCGACUUUUCCAGAUCCCUCAGAUCAGCUAUGCUUCAACCAGUGCCAAGCUAAGCGACAAGUCCCGCUAUGACUACUUUGCCCGCACCGUGCCCCCCGAUUUCUACCAGGCUAAGGCCAUGGCAGAGAUCCUACGUUACUUUAACUGGACAUACGUAUCGACAGUGGCAUCAGAAGGUGACUACGGUGAGACUGGCAUUGAUGCCUUCCAACAGGAAGCACGUGCCCGCCAAAUCUGCAUUGCCACCUCGGCCAAGGUGAGCCGCUCCAUGAGCCGGUGGAGUUAUGAAAACGUGAUCCGCUCCCUGCAGCAGAAGUCCACCGCCAAGGUGGUCAUUCUGUUUACCCGCAGCGAAGAUGCCCGUGAGCUGCUGGUAGCAGCCAACCGCAUGAAUGUGACCUUUACCUGGGUGGCAAGUGAUGGCUGGGGAGCCCAGGAGAGCGUGGUGAGGGGAAGUGAAGCUGUGGCAGAUGGGGCGUUCACCAUUGAACUUUCCUCCUAUCAAAUUCCCAAGUUUAAUGAUUACUUCACCUCCUUACAUCCAUACAACAAUACCAGGAAUCCCUGGUUCAGAGAGUUUUGGGAAAACCAGUUCCAGUGCAGCCUGCAUGAUCUAGGCUGUGGGAAACAUUCGCUCCGGGAGGUUCCAUUUCAACCGGAAUCCAAGAUCAUGUUUGUAGUGAAUGCUGUCUAUGCAAUGGCUACUGCCUUACAUAACAUGAGGCAAGCCUUGUGCCCAAACUCCACCAAGGUGUGCGACGCUCUUAAACCUGGCAAUGGACGAAAAUUUUACAGAGACUAUAUUCUCAAGGUCAAAAUUGAUGCCCCCUUUCGUCCUCCAGACAGAGACAAUAUAGUCCGCUUUGAUACUUUUGGAGACAGCCUUGGUCGUUACAACAUUUUUCACUACCACAAAGACGGGGAACGCUAUGUCUACCGUAAAGUCGGCUACUGGGCUCAAAGCCUGAGCCUGAACCACAGCCUGAUUCCCUGGCCUGGUGAUGUUGCGCCCACCUCCCAGUGUAGUGACCCCUGCAGGAAGAAUGAAGUGAAGAGUAUGCAGCCGGGAGAUGUGUGCUGCUGGAUCUGUAUCCCCUGUCAGCCCUACCAGUACUUGCACGAUGAGUUUACCUGUGCUGACUGCAGCUUUGGACAGUGGCCCCUGGCCAACCUGACAGGCUGUUAUGAUCUGCCUGAGGAGUACAUCCGCUGGGAAGAUGCUUGGGCCAUUGGCCCUGUCACCAUUGCAUGUCUAGGGAUCAUGUGUACACUCUUUGUUAUUGGCCUCUUCCUUAAACACAAUGAGACACCAGUAGUGAAGGCUAGUGGACGUGAGCUCUCCUACAUUCUUCUGCUUGGAGUGCUGAUGUGCUAUUGCAUGACAUUCAUCUACAUCGCCAAACCUUCCACAGCUGUGUGCACGCUACGCCGGCUAGGCUUAGGCACCUCUUUUGCCGUUUGCUACUCAGCCCUCUUAACCAAGACCAAUCGCAUUGCUCGGAUCUUCAGUGGAGUGAAGGAUGGAGCCCAGAGGCCUCGUUUUAUCAGCCCAGCUUCCCAGGUUGCCAUCUGUGGUGCUCUGAUCUCUUGCCAGCUGGUAGUGGUGGUGGUCUGGCUGCUGGUGGAGACCCCAGGGGUGAGGAAGGAAGUGAACCCAGAGAGGAGAGAUGUGGUCACCCUGAAGUGUAACAGCAAGGACUCCAGCAUGCUUAUGUCUCUCACUUAUAACUGCAUCCUCAUUAUCCUCUGCACAGUCUACGCCUUCAAAACCCGCAAAUGCCCCGAGAACUUCAAUGAGGCCAAGUUCAUCGGCUUUACCAUGUACACCACCUGCAUCAUCUGGCUGGCUUUCCAGCCCAUUUUCUAUGUUACUGCCAGUGACUACAGGGUACAGACCACUACCAUGUGUAUCUCCGUCAGUCUCAGUGGGUCGGUGGUACUGGGUUGCCUCUUUGCUCCCAAGAUCCACAUCAUCCUGUUCCAGCCACAGAAGAAUGUCAGUACACUCAGGGUGAACACCACCCGCUUCAGUGUAAACACUGGCCCCGGCUCCAGUUUUUCUCAAGCAUCGGCCUCCAAUGUUGUUCCAACAGUGUGUAAUGGACGGGAGGUGGUGGACUCCACAACAUCCUCUUUGUGAAGAUCAGCUGAGUUAUAUUUUAUUUUAUUUUUUUGCCAAGCAUUGUAAACAAAGUUAUAUAAUCACUAGUCCUGAGUCAGGUGUCUCAGAUAUCGAAGAGGUCACACAGAUGAUCGUCCUGACUUUGUUGUCCUCAAAGUGCUGUGAGUACAAUGUCCCGAUUAUUUUCUUUUGUUCUUUUACUCGUAGCAUAUUUUAAAUGAGAUGCCAAUAAAGUCGCAUAUAGCCCUUGUUUUUGAGGAUUUUACUUGCAACAAUGGAGUAAAUUAUAGUAAAUCUGUUAAAUGUAAUAUAUACAAGACGUUUUUAAUGUAGAUUCUGGUGAACCAGUUUGUGCUUUCUUGUAAUUUAUGUAAAUAAAAUGUGGUUUUUAUUAAAACUGAAAU